This is a messenger RNA of Aspergillus saccharolyticus JOP 1030-1, 525 nucleotides long. RefSeq names its product GFA family protein. The transcript is spliced from 2 exons. The record is from RefSeq and is a predicted model, not a curated record. Bases 1 to 525 code for a protein of 174 amino acids. Gene Ontology annotation, molecular function: carbon-sulfur lyase activity. Lineage: Eukaryota; Fungi; Ascomycota; Eurotiomycetes; Eurotiales; Aspergillaceae.
AUGGCAUCUCCCUCAGAUAACCAUAAAACCGAAUCAUAUUUCCCCUUAGCAGGCGCCCGACAGGACGGAUGGUCUCACGAAGACAGAGCAACAGCCACAUGCUUCUGCGGUGCUGUACAGCUGAGCUUUCCGACCCAGGGUCCCGGUCUCGUCGACACCUUCAUCUGUCACUGCACUGACUGCCGCAAAAUCACCGCGUCCAUGUUCGCCUCGAACUUCACCGUCGACGAUGAUUAUUUGAUCCAUGAGCGCGGUCGGGAGUCUCUGUCAUCAUACAGCCAGUCCAAAACUGUGGGCACGGGCAAUACCAUGACCAACUUUUUCUGCUCUACGUGCGGCACCCUGGUGUACCGCGUUAGCACCGGCUUCCCAGGCAUGAGCAUCCUACGCAUUGGAACCAUCGAUGAUUUCAAUCUGCAUGAAACCAAGCUGAAGCCUCGGAUCGAACAGUUUGUCAAGGAUCGGGUGGGUUGGCUGAGCGCGGCGGAGGGGGUCAGUCAAGUGCAUGGUAAUGCCUACGCGUGA